This is a messenger RNA of Ilex paraguariensis (yerba mate), 780 nucleotides long. The record is from the annotation of a GenBank genome assembly. NCBI's taxonomy places the organism in Eukaryota, Viridiplantae, Streptophyta, Magnoliopsida, Aquifoliales, Aquifoliaceae.
AUGGCGGCACUUCAACUCGCCAUUUCCAAUUCUACACGUACUGUUUCAAUCAAAUUCCCUCUCUGUUCCCCUACUCAACUCUCAUUAACCCCCACCAGAAAAUUGAGCUUUGAAGUAUGCUCGUCAGUUCAAGAAAUAGCAGUAGAAGAAAAACCAGAGAAAACGCAACAACCUGAUCAAAGAAGAAAGCUUUUCGUGCUCAAUUUGCCCUGGUCUUACGCUGUUGCUGAUAUUAAGAACCUCUUUGGGGAAUGUGGAACUGUCGUAGAUGUUGAGUUUAUAAAGCAGAAAGAUGGGAAAAACAGAGGCUUUGCAUUUGUCACAAUGGCUUCUGCCGAAGAAGCUCAAGCUGUUAUUGAGAAAUUUGACUCUAAUGAAUUGUUGGGUAGGAUUAUCAGGAUAGAGUUUGCAAAGAGAUUCAAGAAACCUUUGCGUUCUCCUCCUGCUCCUGCCAGUCCACCACCCAGAGAGACCCGCCAUAAGCUUUAUGUGUCCAAUCUUGCGUGGAAAGCUAGGUCUACCCAUCUCAGAGAACUUUUUUCUGCCAAUUUUGAGCCAGUUUCAGCUAGGGUUGUCUUUGAUAGUCCUUCAGGAAGAUCUGGUGGAUAUGGGUUUGUCUCAUUUGCCACAAAGGAGGAAGCGGAGGCUGCGCUUUCUGCUUUGGAUGGGAAGGAAUUGUUGGGCCGACCAAUAAGUUUGAAAAUAAGUGAAAAGAAUAUCGAUGAACCUGCCAAGAAAGAGGAAGGCAUGACUGAUGAACAACCUGCAGUCAUAGAUUGA